This is a messenger RNA of Blepharisma stoltei, 647 nucleotides long. NCBI's taxonomy places the organism in Eukaryota, Ciliophora, Heterotrichea, Heterotrichida, Blepharismidae. The record is from the annotation of a GenBank genome assembly.
AUGCUCGCAUCAAAAAUUUUUAGAGGUAUAAAAGUCUUUACAAAAGAAGAAGUUUUAAACCCAGCCAAAAAUUACAAGGAUCUUUAUGAACUAGCUGGUCAGUAUAGAUGCAAAGGGGUAGGCUUUCAUUUUUGGAGGUCUACAUGGCCUCCGAACUCAUAUUACACAAUUACUGACUCCCUCUCCGUAAGCGAACAAAACUAUUUGAAAAAUCCUAUUUUUUUCCCAAAAACCCACCCUCCGUGAGAGAAAAAAAAAUUUAUGGAAAAAAUAAUUUAUAUUAUUAUAAUAAAAUCUCUAGAUAAAUCUUUUUAAUUUGAAUCAGCUUAUAUUUUAAAAUAUAAAUUUUGCAAAUUAAAUUAGUUUUUUACUUCUUAAUUUUUACAAAUUGGAAAUUUUUUUAACUUUCGAGAAAAAAAAAAUUAAGUCCCUCCGUGAGCGAACAAAUUUUUUGGUUCGCUCACAGGGGGAGUAAGAUGGAUUUGAAAGAUCCGAGCCAUGGAAAAGCUUGGGGAAUUCUGACUUGAAAGGGGAAGAAAGGUGUAAAAGAAGAGAAGAUAGCGUCGCCAUUGAAGAAAGGAACUUGGAGAUUCAAGAUCCCUGAAUUGAAAAUUGAGCCAGAAGAAAGCAAUAAAGGACAAAAAUAA